Molecule: messenger RNA, 1767 nt
Organism: Zingiber officinale
Lineage: Eukaryota; Viridiplantae; Streptophyta; Magnoliopsida; Zingiberales; Zingiberaceae
Product: probable aspartyl protease At4g16563
Exons: 1
Coding region: 200-1594 (464 amino acids)
Biological process (GO): proteolysis
Molecular function (GO): aspartic-type endopeptidase activity
Source: RefSeq, a predicted model, not a curated record
CCAAAACCCGAAAUCCGAAACCUCAAACUCCAAACCCCAAACCUCAAACCCAACCCCAUUCCAUCCAGCGCAAUACGCUUGUCUGCUUCCGCCGCUUUACUCCCGAGACCCAACUACUCCCUUUCCUCCUUGCUUGCUUUUUAUUACCCCUUCCAACGCAAAGCAUCUUCCUCUUCCGCCCAUCGCCGCUGCGCUUGCAAUGCCGUCGCGUCUGCCCCUCCUCCUUCUCCUCCUCCUCUUAGUCGCCGCUUCCUCCUCCGAUCCCAUCUCCCUCCCUCUCCGCCGCACACCUCUACCGCCCCACCCCGACCCCCUCCACCGCCUCGCCGCCCUAGCCUCCGCCUCCUACUUCCGUGCUUCCCUCCUCAAGAACCCCCACCGCCGCUCCUCGCCGCCAUCCGCUACCUCUUCCCUGUUCCCACACUCUUACGGAGGCUACUCCUUUAACCUCGCCUUCGGCACGCCGCCGCAGGAGCUCCCCCUACUCCUCGACACCGGAAGUCACGUCACUUGGCUCCCUUGCACCUCCUCAUACCACUGCCGCCGCUGCGCAUCACCCUCCGGAAACACCAUCACUCCUUUUCUCCCUCGAUCCUCCUCCUCCGCUGUCCUCGUCGGAUGCCGAAACCCCCGCUGCCUCUGGAUCCACUCCGCUGACUUCCUCAGCUCCCGUUGCGCCGCCUGCAACAACAUUACCUCCGAUUGCCCUGUCUCUGCGUGCCCCCCUUACGCCCUAAUCUAUGGCUCCGGGUCCACCGCCGGCCUCCUCAUGCUGGAGACGCUGGGCUUCUCCGGCCGUACUUUCCCCAAUUUCACCGUCGGAUGUUCAGUUUUCUCGCAACGCCAGCCCGCCGGAGGCAUUGCUGGAUUCGGCCGCGGCGCCCCUUCCCUCCCAUCCCAGCUUGGCCUGAGGCGCUUCUCCUACUGCCUAAUCUCUCGCCGGUACGACGACGACGCCUCCGAGAGGGGCUCCGUCGUGCUCGACCCACCAAAACAGGACUCCUCCAGUGGCUUAAGCUUCACGCCCUUCCUCAACAAUUCGGCCGCUGGCGCGGACUCUCCCUUCUCCGUCUACUACUACGUUGGAUUGCUCGAGAUCGCCGUAGGAGGCAAGAAGGUCAAAGUCCCCCAUUCCUCCCUCCUCCCCGACCGCAUCGGCAACGGCGGCGUCAUCGUGGAUUCCGGCGCCACCUUCACAUACAUGGCCUCCAAGGUGUUCGAUCCAGUGCUCGCCGCAUUCGUCGACCGCGUGGCGGGGCGGUACAACCGAUCCGCCGGCCUGGAAGUCCAGACAGGCCUGCGUCCCUGCUUCGCCGUACCACCCAACGCGACCGACGUGGAGCUGCCAGAGCUGGCCUUCCGCUUCAAGGGCGGCGCCGAGAUGCGACUGCCGAUGGAGAAUUACUUCGUAUUCGCGGACGCCGCGGGGGUCUGCCUCACCGUCAUCUCCGACGGCGACGACGUCGCCACCGCGGACGUUGCCGGCGGCCCCGCGGUGAUACUGGGCAAUUUCCAGCAGCAGGACUAUCUGGUGGUGUACGACUUGGAGCGGCGGCGGAUGGGAUUCCGGCGGCAGUCUUGCCUAAUCAUCUAAUUUAUUACUAAUUAACCCUCAAAAGCUCAAUUAAUUAAUCGAACCAGGUUUAGUACUAUCCUAUGAUUUUCUUUACGGCAAAGUGUAAAGUGAUUAGCUUUAAUCACAAAGUCGAUAAAGAGACUCACGUCGCUUUUCGGAAAAUUCAAUAAAAAAAAAUCAAUUCACUUAAA